AUGAACAAUCAAAAUAAUGAGCAAGAAAUCAAUAGAAAGAGGAAGAAUAAUAUCUCGAAUAAUUUUCAUACUCAUCAUGAAAACCUACGAGUUGAAGAAGAAGACGACGACAUUAAUGAUUUGUUGACACUUAGAUUGUCCUAUCGUCCUACUACUAGACCUCGAAAACAAUCUCCUGAAAAAAUCGAAUCAGAUCUGCCAGUGGGGCCGCCAUCAUUGCCUCCUCCUCCUCUACCUAUAUCACCAUCGAGCACUUUGUAUCUCCCACCAGUCACAGUUUUAGCAUCAACAGUGCCAAUAGAAGCCGUUCCAAUUCAACCAAUGCGCAAAAGACGUAACCCUUCAAAGGCUACAAAUAAAGAGGGGAAGAACGAAAUUCCUCCCCCCUUUCCAUGGGCUACAAACCGUCGAGCCACGGUCCACACGUUAGAUUACUUGUUGUCCAAGCAACUUUUCAAAAUAAGCGGAGAGGUGCAAUGCAAGAGGUGUGAGAGGAAAUACCAAAUGGACUUCGAUUUGAAAGAAAAGUUUCUAGAAAUUGGAACUUACAUAGCGGAAAAUAAAUCCACUAUGCAUGACCGUGCCCCGGAUAUUUGGAUGAACCCUUUGCUUCCAACUUGUCAAUUUUGUAAUCAAGAAAAUAGUGUGAAACCGAUUGUUUCGAACGAGAAGAAUAACAUAAAUUGGUUGUUUUUGUUACUUGGUCGGAUGCUUGGAUGUUGUACUCUUGAUGAUCUUAAGUUUUUCUGUGAACAUACUAAGAAUCAUCGUACGGGUGCAAAGGAUCGUGUUCUUUAUUUGACAUACUUGACGUUGUGCAAACAACUUGAUCCUACUGGUCCUUUUGAUCGUUGAGAAAUAGUAUCAUGUUCUAGGUUUAGGUUAUUUUGGAUUAUGAAUUUUGUUAUUGUUUAUUGAAUGAACUUUUUGUAUUUGGCUUAUGAAUUUGGUAAUGACUUUUCGUUAAGAUUGA
This is a messenger RNA of Lycium ferocissimum, 973 nucleotides long. RefSeq lists its product as uncharacterized. NCBI's taxonomy places the organism in Eukaryota, Viridiplantae, Streptophyta, Magnoliopsida, Solanales, Solanaceae. Bases 1 to 855 code for a protein of 284 amino acids. The record is from RefSeq and is a predicted model, not a curated record. The transcript has a single exon.